Anopheles bellator is the source of this 705-nucleotide messenger RNA. Its product is annotated as protein ILRUN-like. Gene Ontology annotation, biological process: macroautophagy. Bases 1 to 705 code for a protein of 234 amino acids. NCBI's taxonomy places the organism in Eukaryota, Metazoa, Arthropoda, Insecta, Diptera, Culicidae. Gene Ontology annotation, cellular component: phagophore assembly site. The record is from RefSeq and is a predicted model, not a curated record. Gene Ontology annotation, molecular function: ubiquitin binding. The transcript has 7 exons.
AUGCCGAUGAGUGUGAUUUUUUGUUUUGCUUUUACGCGAUUUACUGUUGUAGUAAAAGUUGUCUCUGUACAUAACAUCAUCGAGCAAACAUAUAACAUCGAGCAAAACUUCUUAACACUCAGCUCAUUGAUAAUCACGGACAAAGAGGAGCUGAUCAAACAACUUCAAAGCAUAGGAGAAAAUCUGAACCAUUCAACUGCGACAUUUUUCUUAGAUAUGGCAAAUCGGAAUCUGCAGGAAGCAGCAGGCCGUUACUUUAACUUCAUGGCACAAUUGCCACUUCCUUCUAUGAUGUUUCUAAGUGAUAUAACUGUCGGAAAGGGAGAAAAAAUUACUCCCACCACAACGUUCCAAUUAUCAUUUAUGAUACAGAAUAAUGGUGAAACUACUUGGCUCAGUGGUACGUACAUGACGUUAAAGCAGGAUUUACACUUCCUACAAUCGUACGGCACAGCGCCAGGGUGGGAAGCGAAUCAAAAGUUCUACGUGCAUACAUUGCCACCCAUGGAUACAGUGUCUGUUACGGUGCAACUGGUUAGUCCAGCGGAAGAAGGUCCAUUUCAAACCACAUGGGCAAUUUACACUCCCUUCGGCGUCGAGUUUGGAGAAACCAUCACAGUGACCAUAGAAGUUUGCAAAAAUGGAACAAUGGCCAUUACUCAGGCAAACGGUACUGUGAUGGACGAUUUGGAAAGGUGGGACUAG